UUCUCCACCACAACUCUCUACGUACUUCUCAACUUCAAAUAGUUUCUUUAGGGCUUUGUUUGUGUUUCCUUCAAGAACCAAUGGCUCUUAAAAACUCUCUUGCUCUCUUCCUUCUCUUCAACAUCCUUUUCUUCACUCUAACUAAUGCAACUCGCAGUACCAAUUGUCCUCCUCCACCGGGCAAACACAACAAACAUAAACCUAGCCCAACACCAACACCCACUACCGGGACUUGCCCUAUAGAUGCCCUAAAGCUCGGUGUUUGUGUUAACGCCCUUAACUUGUUGAACGAUGUGACCCUCGGAACUCCUCCUGUGACUCCAUGUUGCAGCCUUAUCAAGGGUUUGGUCGAUCUUGAAGCUGCGGUUUGUCUUUGCACUGCCCUCAAGGCUAGUGUUCUUGGCAUCAACCUUAACCUUCCCAUUAACCUUAGCUUGCUUCUCAAUGUUUGCAGCAGAAAGGCACCACGUGGCUUCCAAUGCCCUUAAAAUCAAAUCGUCGAUAUAUAAGUUACGAACCAUAAAAAAAUCUUGAAUCUUUUAUCGUUAUGUUUUCCUUUGUGGUUGAAUUGGUGAAGUUCAUGAGGAACAGCAAUGGGUUUGUGUUGUUUACUUUCAGUUGUAUCGCGAGUGAUUUGUUCAUUUG
Molecule: messenger RNA, 645 nt
Organism: Arabidopsis arenosa
Lineage: Eukaryota; Viridiplantae; Streptophyta; Magnoliopsida; Brassicales; Brassicaceae
Source: the annotation of a GenBank genome assembly